UUUUUCGCUUUCAUCUCUAGGAAAUGAGAACAUCUCCUUUUCUGUAUUUUUCUAAUUUCUUAAUUAUUGUGAAAAUUCCCAUCACUGAAAGACCAACUUUUUGACAUUAAGUGUGGCAAUCUGCAGCAACUGUUAUGGACUUUGUGCAUCUGAUGGUACCUGAAACUCUCAUCUAAAACUUCUGCUUCUUCCUAUAGGUCUUAUUCUCAGACCACCUAGUCAUUUGCCGCUUCAUAAAGGUUUCUUGGUGGAAGUUUUGAGGGGAUUCUAAUAACUGUUUCUGGGGAAAAUGAGUGGAGCUGUGCUUGUUGCUAUUGCUGCUGCCAUUGGUAACUUACUGCAAGGAUGGGAUAAUGCAACCAUUGCAGGGGCUGUCUUGUACAUUAAGAGAGAGUUCAGUUUGGAAAGUGAACCCACUGUUGAAGGGCUAAUUGUGGCUAUGUCACUUAUUGGGGCCACUAUAAUUACUACAUGCUCUGGAGCCAUAUCUGAUUGGCUAGGCCGCCGUCCAAUGCUAAUAAUCUCAUCUAUCCUCUAUUUCAUUGGUGGUCUUGUAAUGCUAUGGUCUCCCAACGUUUAUGUCCUACUUCUAGCUAGGCUUUUGGAUGGAUUUGGAAUUGGUUUGGCGGUUACUCUGGUUCCAGUAUAUAUAUCUGAAACAGCGCCUCCUGAAAUAAGGGGGUUAUUAAAUACGCUUCCGCAGUUCACUGGUUGUGUUGGAAUGUUUUUCUCAUAUUGUAUGGUCUUUGGAAUGUCGUUGAAGGAUUCAGCAAGUUGGAGAUUGAUGCUUGGAGUUCUUUCUAUUCCCUCUCUCAUUUAUUUUGUGCUGACUGUAUUUUACUUGCCUGAGUCUCCAAGGUGGCUUGUGAGUAAAGGGCGGAUGCUUGAGGCUAAGAGGGUUCUGCAGAAGCUUCGUGGCAGGGAGGAUGUCUCUGGUGAGAUGGCUUUACUGGUUGAGGGACUUGGAGUUGGGUGUGAAACAUCUUUAGAGGAGUACAUUAUUGGUCCAGCCAAUGAAAUCGUUGAUGACCAGGACAUCUCUGCUGAUAAAGAUCAAAUCAAAUUAUAUGGGCCUGAAGAAGGUCUCUCUUGGGUUGCUAGACCAGUUACCGGACAAAGUUCUCUUGGUCUAGUGUCCAGGCAUGGAAGCAUGGCAAACCAGAGUGUGCCUCUAAUGGAUCCUCUUGUCACCCUGUUUGGUAGUGUGCAUGAGAAGCUCCCUGAUACCGGAAGCAUGCGAAGCACACUAUUCCCUCACUUUGGCAGCAUGUUCAGUGUGGGAGGGAAUCAAGUUAGAAAUGAGGAGUGGGAUGAGGAGAGCCUUGCUAGAGACGGUGAGGAGUAUGUAUCUGAUGCUGCUGGUGCUGAUUCUGAUGACAAUUUGCAUAGUCCAUUAAUAUCCCGUCAGACAACGAGCAUGGAGAAGGACUUGGUCCCGCAGGCCCAUGGAAGCCUUGCAAGCAUGAGACAUGGCAGUCAGGUGCAAGCUGGAGAGCCAGUAGGUAGCAUGGGAAUAGGUGGAGGUUGGCAGUUGGCAUGGAAAUGGUCUGAAAAAGAAGGCCAAGAUGGAAAGAAGGAAGGAGGAUUCAAAAGAAUUUAUUUGCAUCAAGAGGGUGCCCCUGGAUCUCGGCGUGGAUCUAUAGUUUCUCUCCCAGGUGCAGACAUACCUGCUGAAAAUGAAUUUAUCCAGGCUGCUGCUUUGGUUAGUCAACCAGCUCUUUAUUCCAAAGAACUCAUGGAACAGCAUCCAAUUGGACCAGCUAUGGUUCAUCCAUCCGAAAAAGCAGCACAAGGGCCAAGUUGGAGAGAACUAUUUGAACCAGGAGUCAAACAUGCAUUGGUUGUCGGGGUGGGAAUUCAAAUACUUCAGCAGUUCUCUGGCAUAAAUGGGGUUCUCUACUACACUCCUCAAAUUCUUGAGCAGGCAGGUGUUGGAAUUCUUCUUUCAAAUAUGGGCAUUAGUGCAGCUUCUGCUUCACUAAUGAUUAGUGGCAUCACAACCUUGUUGAUGAUUCCAUGCAUAGCUGUUGCCAUGAGGCUCAUGGAUCUUUCUGGCAGAAGGACUUUGCUGCUCACCACAAUCCCUAUAUUGAUAACAUCACUUGUCAUCCUGGUCCUUGGAAGUGUCAUAAAGAUGGGCUCUGUCGUGCAUGCAUCAAUCUCAACAGCCAGUGUUGUUAUAUACUUCUGUUGCUUCGUCAUGGGGUUCGGGCCAAUCCCUAACAUACUCUGUGCAGAAAUCUUCCCGACGAGAGUACGUGGGCUCUGCAUUGCCAUAUGUGCACUCACGUUUUGGAUUGGUGAUAUCAUCGUCACCUAUUCACUCCCAGUGCUGCUUAAAUCUGUCGGCCUUGCUGGUGUUUUUGGCAUGUAUGCAGUAGUUUGCGUCAUAUCAUUGGUGUUUGUCUUCUUGAAAGUCCCAGAAACAAAGGGCAUGCCCCUUGAAGUGAUUACUGAGUUCUUUGCUGUUGGUGCAAAACAGGCUGCUGCUGCCAAGAGCGACUGACUUGGUUAUUGAGGUUGAAAGUUUUGACAGAUGUUCAAAUUUUCCGGGUUCUAUUUGGGUUUUCUUUUAGGUAUUGAGAGGUUGAUUUUUGUAAAAAAGAAUUAUACAUUUUACCAUUAUUAUUAUCUUUUUUUUUUUUUUUUAAAUUGACAUUUUUUCCCUUGUGUGUGCAAUCUUUUAAUAAAUAGUUUAGUCAUUAAUGACCAAAAUGUCAUACUUUUCCAAGUUUAGAGAUAACACCUGUGAACAAGAAAAGAUUGAUAUUG
Pistacia vera is the source of this 2772-nucleotide messenger RNA. RefSeq names its product monosaccharide-sensing protein 2-like. Gene Ontology annotation, cellular component: membrane. The transcript is spliced from 7 exons. Gene Ontology annotation, molecular function: myo-inositol:proton symporter activity. Gene Ontology annotation, biological process: transmembrane transport. Bases 290 to 2506 code for a protein of 738 amino acids. The record is from RefSeq and is a predicted model, not a curated record. Lineage: Eukaryota; Viridiplantae; Streptophyta; Magnoliopsida; Sapindales; Anacardiaceae.